AUGUCGUCUGAUGAAGAGGACCUUGAUUUGAAUGACGAUACCACAUCGCAAAUGGAAAGCAUUGCAGAUGAUAUGAUGGACAUUGAAGACCCUUCAAUACAAAAUUCACCCGCACCCUCACCAUUGCAACCGUCUUCUUCUACCGUGGUCUUCAACAACACAAGACAGCUCAAUGAAAUGCUAGAUCCCCAACUUUUGACUUGUGCCUCUUAUGACUGUGUACCUUUAGCAGCAGCUAUUCACCCUUCACCCAUUUCUAGCCUGGCAACCACUCGUUGUUAUCGAUGGGUCUUGACGGGUUCAGAAGAUGGAUACAUCCGGAAAUGGGAUUUCUUUGCUUCGAUGAAUGGAAAGACGGCAUUGACACAAGCACAUCGACACAAUUAUGUGGAUUCAGUGACAUUGGCUGGUGUGCUGUCUAGUUGGUGGGAGAAUGAGGAAAUACCAGAUAGUGUCAAACCGACAACAACGGCGGACGGAUCAGAGGAACCCGCAGCAGCAGCAGCAGCACCCGUAUCAACUACAUUGCCACGAGAACCCAAGCUAUCACCUGUGUUCAGUCUGGAUAUCCAUUCCGAAGCACUCUGGGCAGUGCAAGGCUGUGAAAAUGGAUCUAUCAACCUGACGUCGGUUCGGCAUGAAGAAGGAAAAUGCCAUCAUGUGCUUCGAAAGCACAGUGCGCCUGUAUCGGUUUUGAUGAUCACACCAGGUGAGACGAGUGUGAUAAGUGGUUCUUGGGAUAAAUCUGUAUUGGAAUGGGACCUCAACACAGGAUCUGUAGUGAGAUCCUAUGAUGGUCAUAAUUCACAAAUCUCGUCUGCAGAAUUUCAACCCAUCUAUACGCCGUAUUCGACUACUACUACUACUACUAGUAGUAGUAGUACUAGUAGUAGUAAUCAAGAGGAUGAUGCUGCGUUGUUGUGGAAUAGGAAAAAUGAGCACGUUUUUAUGACAACAAGCAUGGAUGGUCAGUGCCUGUUGUGGGAUAGAAGAGAACCUGCUCAACAAGCGAGAAGGCUGCCUAUUCCUGACAGAACACCACCAUGGUGCUUGUCUGCAUGUUGGAAUGCAGAUGGCACCAAGAUUUAUGCUGGUAGAAGAAAUGGUACCGUCGAUGAAUAUGAUUUUGCCUCACAAAAGUGGAUACAAUCCUUCCGUAUGCCCGCCAAUUCAGGCCCUGUAUCUUGUGUCAAGAGCAUGCCGAAUGGCAAGCAUAUUGUGUGUGCCUCCAAUGAUAACAUUCGUCUAUGGAACACCACCAUAGAAUCCAACUUUACCAUUCGAUCUGAUACGGAACCUGGCUUUGCUAAACCGUCCACCAAACUCUCGUCCACCAUCCCCUUCAGCAUCUUACCGGGUCAUCAUGGCGGCACUAUCUCACACAUUUCGAUUGACCCUACUUGCAAAUACAUGAUUACAACGUCUGGUAAUCGGGGUUGGGAGGGCACAUCUACCAACGGCUGUUUGUUUUACGAUAUUUCAGCUGUCACUGCAGUAUGA
Messenger RNA from Mucor velutinosus, 1500 nucleotides. RefSeq lists its product as uncharacterized. Gene Ontology annotation, molecular function: protein binding. Gene Ontology annotation, cellular component: SAGA complex; nucleus. The transcript has 6 exons. The coding region runs from base 1 to 1500 and encodes 499 amino acids. Lineage: Eukaryota; Fungi; Mucoromycota; Mucoromycetes; Mucorales; Mucoraceae. The record is from RefSeq and is a predicted model, not a curated record.